GUCGUCAGCGCGCCAUUCCUUACUUCUCGCCACCAUGCUGCCCCGCAACCUUCAGGCCGUCGCUGCGCGCAGCGCUCUCCGGAGCGGGCGCCGAGUCGCUACCACUGCGCGCGCCAGGCCCGCGCGGUCAGCAGCAGUCGCUGCGCCGAGCUCCUCCGGUUUCCACUCGUCCUCCCGCGCGGCCUUUCACUCGUCCUCUAGUCGGCGGGACGAGGCGCCCAAGUCCCCCUUCCAGACGUUUGUGGACGUGCUGAAGGAUGAGCUGCGGAAGAACCGGGAGCUGCAGGACAAUGUGAAGCAGCUGCAGGGAGACGUGGACAAGUUCCAGGACUCGGAAGCUAUGAAGCGGGCGAGGGAUGCGUAUGAGAGGGCAAGGUUGACAACUAGUAUCAAGGAGAAUCCUCGAUUACGGGCUGCUGCCGAUGCGCUCAAGAAGACUGGCGUCAGCGUCGGUGAUGCUGUCGGAGAGGCGCUCAAGUCCAUGGAGGAGAGCGAAGUCAUGCGUGCGAUCUCCCGCGCGUCUGCCGCCGUCUCUUCCACCAUAGAGAAGUCUACCGAACCCAUUCGCAACACCGCCGCUUACAAGACUUUUGCUGAGACUCUUGUUGACGCUUUAGACGACAGUGGUAGCGCUAAGCAUGCCGGCUUCGAGGAGAAGGAGGCGCGCCGCCUACGCAGGAAAAAGCGCCUGGAGAAGGCUGGCUUGACUCGUGCAGGCGUCAAGCGCGUCACCGAGAACCCGGAAGCUGGCGAGGCCCUUGUCUUGCAUAAGGACUCGCCGCGGCAAGAGCGUUGGAACCGGUUGAAGGAGGAGAACCCUGUCCUGCGCUCGUUCGUCUCCAUGCGCCAGGCGUACGACGAGUCGGAGAACCCAGUGGUCUCGACGAUGCGCUCAGUCACCAGCACCAUUGGCUCAUGGUUCGAGGAGACGGAGCAGGCUCAGGUGUUGCGGAUGAUGAAGGCGAUAGACCCUACUUUCGACCGCGAGCAAUUCGAGCGGGAGUUGCGGGAGUAUAUCGUACCGGAGGUCGUUGACGCCUACUUGUCCGCGGAUCAGAAGGCGCUGAAGGACUGGUGCUCUGAGGCUACCUACAAUGUCUUGUGGGCGACCAUGGAGCACUACCUGAAGCAGGGUCUGGUCAGCGAGAGCAAGGUGCUUGACAUCCGGCAAGUCGACAUCUCCGAUGGCAAGAUCCUGGACAACGACAUCCCCGUAUACCUCGUCCAGUUCGCCACCCAGGAGGUCCUGCUCUUCCGUAAUAUCAAGACCGGCGAGGUCGCCGUCGGUGCCGAGGAUAAAGUCGAGCAGUGCAUGUACGCUGCGGCCAUCACUCGGGUGCCGGAAGAACUCGACAACGAACUCACUGGCGGCUGGAAGAUUAUCGAGAUGGCGAGGCGGAGCGCGCGUGCUUAUUUAUAAAAGUACAUCUACUAGUCUAUAAUACUCACCCCCCACCUCAUAUACUAAUGACCUGACGACCUAUCACACUGCGUCUGAACGAAUGGAUGGCUGCAGCAAGUCCCCGUAGAAUUAGAAGUCAUGUCAUUGUUCGCAGUUGAAGUCGCACGUGGAAUUCGCG
Messenger RNA from Schizophyllum commune H4-8, 1580 nucleotides. RefSeq names its product TIM44 subunit of mitochondria import inner membrane translocase. Lineage: Eukaryota; Fungi; Basidiomycota; Agaricomycetes; Agaricales; Schizophyllaceae. The record is from RefSeq and is a predicted model, not a curated record. Gene Ontology annotation, molecular function: protein-folding chaperone binding. Gene Ontology annotation, biological process: protein import into mitochondrial matrix. Bases 35 to 1420 code for a protein of 461 amino acids. Gene Ontology annotation, cellular component: mitochondrial inner membrane. The transcript is spliced from 5 exons.